AUGCCGCGUCGCCGGCCGCCUGGAGCUGGCCCGGCGUUGAGCGCCAAAUUCGUCGCCCUCAACCUCCUUCUCGCUUUACCAUGGAUUUCCACGGCCGCUCAGCAGCAGCAGUCGCCGGAACGUGCCCACGGUCGCUCUCCCAGCGAGGGUGGCAGCGUGCACACCAUACUACCCCCCAAAAUAAACGAUGAGCCUAGUCGCAAAAGGCUGGACACCGCCGCGACGAAGCGUGCCUUCACACAUAUUCAAGCCAAAGACGAGCGCGCCGUGGGAACAUUCUCCUCAGCUCCAGCGAUUUCCGCUGUCGGAGCCCAAUAUGGAAGGGACGCAGCCGACUCCGGUGUGUUGACACCGGGUGAGCGCUCCAUUGACGAUUGGACAAUUGAGGACUUCAUGCUCCUGGCGACUGUCGACGGCCACAUACACGCGCGGAACCGAUACAAUGGCAUGGAGAUCUGGGAGCUAGACGUGGGAAAGCCCAUGUUAGAGACCAUCUACAACACCAAGAACGAGUCCGACCCUACCGAUGGCUGGCGGAACAAGCCCUUCAUCUGGAUCGUAGAGCCCAAGGAGGACGGCGCGCUCUAUAUUCUCAGUCCUGGGCCUCGACCUCUCCUCCAGAGCCUCGGCUUCACCGUGAAGCAGUUAACAGACGAUCUCAAUCCCUACGCCAGCGAAGACCCUCCUGUUGUGUACACGGCAAAGAAGGAAAGCAUCAUGCUCGUUGUAGAUGCGAGUACCGGACGCGUCACUAAGAGUUUCAGUACGGACGGAUACAUGAGGCCGGGAGAACCGGAAAGCUGCCAUACUAAGACGCCAGAAUACUUCAAUGGCGACCAGCAGCACGAGUGCAAAGGCUUUUUCAAUCUUGGACAAACAGAAUACAUUGUCAGCAUCCACGAUAAGAACAGCGGCGAGCACAUCUGCACCAUUAAAUAUUCAGAGUGGACUUCCAACAACCGGGACCGAGAUUUGCAGAGGCAAUAUCGACAUACCAAGGACGAGAUGUAUCUGGUCAGUCGAUACAAUGGCGAUGUCAUUGCCUAUGACAAGAAACGGAGCAACUUUGCAAAGAACUACGUCUUCCAACAGAAGCUAGGCGUCCCAGUCACGCGCGUGUUUGACGUCGCACGUAAAGGUGAUGAUAACGACCCUGAUCCAGCACUUGUCCUCCUUCCCCAACCGCCGAGCCUUGAUAGUUCGCAAGACGAAGGGAUGAACGUCUGGCUGAAUACGACGGAUGCUGGCAGCUGGUAUGCUCUAUCCGAAGCGAAUUACCCCGCUGUGACCGACGGUGCACCUAAAGCAUCAUGCUACACGUACGGCAACUAUCUGGGUGAGGUUGAUUCCUACAUCUUGCCGGAGCGUAGAGGUCUUGUUGGAGUCCACAGGUUGAACUAUCCGCAAGAACAGCCUCAGACAUGGUCCGCUAUCGCUGCACCCACCGGCAGUGACGACAAACAAAUCUCUGAUAGACCAUUCUCUGUCCCUGCAGGCAUUCCUCGACCGCCAGUUGAGACGACGCAUCUGACUUUGGAUCCACCUCAGCCGCAACCCGUCCGUAAAGAAUCCUUCUCUUGGACAAGCGUAGCAACUGCUUCGGUCACUAGCCUUCUCUGUAUUGCCCUAGUGUUGUGGACCAUCCAGAAGCAGCAAGGGACUUCCUUGAAGAAAUGGAUCUCGAAGUUUAGUACGAAGCUCAACAAGACUCGACAGCUGGAGGCACCUGUACCUCCCCCUCUCGAGCUGAACCCGACCUCUGCUAUCGAAAAGCCGGCUCGGGCGCCGGCAGCAGAGCCUGUUGCGGAGCUUCCUGUGGUGGAGGAAUCCAAGCCUAUCGUAGAAGAGGUCAAGGAGGUGACUCUAGAAGUUGAAGCACCUACUCAUCCCGAGUCAGACAAGAAGAAGGUUACAUUCGCGGAUCUUCCCGAAGACGAAGAGGAAGAUGAUCUGAGUCUCUCACGAGUGACCACCAUCGACGCAUCUCCCCUGGCUGAAGCUGACUCCUUAGCAAAUGGUGAUGCGUCUGCGGUCGAAGGUGGAGCCCAGACAUCCGGCACCGAAGACAGCUCCCCGGACCAAGGUGCUGCACCCGCUACACCCAAGAAGAAGAAGACCCAUCGUGGGAAACGCGGGGGUCAGAAAGGUAGAAACCGAAGGCUCAAGGAGGGCGAUGAGAUUGACCAGAUCGUGGACGCUGCGAAACAUCUCAACGAACCUUCCGCCAUGCAUCCUGAUGAAAUGACUGUCGUGAACGGCGACGACAUACAAGAUGUGACCAACAUUAAGAGAAUUGGCAAACUCACGAUUGACUUCGAUCGUCUCCUUGGUAACGGCAGUGGCGGCACUUUCGUUUUCGAGGGCAAGUGGAACGAUCGCGAUGUCGCCGUCAAGCGCAUGUUACCCCAAUAUUUCGGUCUCGCAGAGCAGGAGGUCAAGUUACUCCAGGAAAGCGACCUACAUCCUAAUGUCAUCCGUUAUUUUGACGAUGAGAAAGACGAGAACUUUCUAUACAUCGCCGUUGAAAUCUGUCAAGCAAGCCUCUUCGACUUGUACAGAGACGGCAGGCCAGGCAGUGACCUGACGGACACCCAUCUCCGACUCGUCACUGAGAUCAACAGCAAUGUCUCCCGAGCUCUACAUCAGCUAGCUGAGGGCGUCCACCACUUGCACAGCCUGAGGAUCAUCCAUCGAGACAUCAAGCCUCAGAACAUUCUCAUCGCAUACCCUCAGCGAAACCAGAAGAACGGACCACGUCUCGUCAUAUCUGAUUUUGGGCUGUGUAAGACACUGCCAGACAAUAUGAGCACAUUGAUCGGCACUACUGGAAAUGCAGGCACCGUUGGGUGGAAGGCUCCGGAGCUGAUCCUACAACCGAAGGACGUUGGCUACGGAAGUUCGACAGGCCACUCUCGCGAUUCAUCUGCUUCCACCGACCCUGUCUCGCAAGGUGUCAAACGAGCCGUUGACAUUUUCUCACUCGGCUGCGUCUUUUAUUACGUCCUCACCAACGGAUCCCAUCCCUUCGAUGACGAUGAGGGGUGGGCGCAGAUGCGCGAAUACAACAUCAAGAAGAACAAGGCAAGCUACGAACGACUCAGCCUGGGCCCUGACUCCGAAGAACCGAUUCGUCUUAUCUCCUGGAUGUUGUCCAACCGUCCUGAGGAUCGCCCCACAGCCGCCGAGGUCAUGAAUCACCCUUUCUUCUGGUCUGCCGAGAAGCGCCUUACCUUUCUCUGCGAUUGCUCCGACCAUUGGGAGCGAGAGAUCCGGGAUCCACCUUCGACCCAUUUGUCCAUCCUCGAAACCUACAGCGAAGAAGUCCUCGAUAAGAAACGGAAUUUCUUAGCCAAGCUUGACAACAGCUUCAUCGCUUCGCUUGGCAAGCAACGCAAGUAUACGGGAGACAGGAUACUUGAUCUACUCAGGGCACUAAGGAACAAGAAAAAUCAUUACGAGGAUAUGGAGGACAGCGUCAAGGCGAAGGUGGGGCCGUUGCCAGACGGGUAUCUGCAAUAUUGGACGAGCAAAUUUCCGAAGCUGUUGAUGAGCUGCUUUGACUGCGUGGUAGAGUGUGGGCUGCAGGGUGAGCCGAGAUUCAAGCCUUACUUCCCACAGGCAAACAAUUAG
Didymosphaeria variabile is the source of this 3630-nucleotide messenger RNA. RefSeq names its product bifunctional endoribonuclease/protein kinase ire1 (gene IRE1). The transcript has 2 exons. Gene Ontology annotation, cellular component: IRE1-TRAF2-ASK1 complex. The record is from RefSeq and is a predicted model, not a curated record. Gene Ontology annotation, molecular function: ATP binding; RNA endonuclease activity; protein serine/threonine kinase activity. Gene Ontology annotation, biological process: mRNA processing; protein phosphorylation; intrinsic apoptotic signaling pathway in response to endoplasmic reticulum stress. The coding region runs from base 1 to 3630 and encodes 1209 amino acids. NCBI's taxonomy places the organism in Eukaryota, Fungi, Ascomycota, Dothideomycetes, Pleosporales, Didymosphaeriaceae.